CUAGCAAGUGAAACAUGCAAUAAAAAACUGAAAUCAACAGAAGAGGCUUAUACUAUAUUCCAUGAUGGUGAUGAUCAUUUUCACAGAUCCUAAGAGAAAACAGAGAACAACUGAAUACCUUUAUCCAUCUUUGAUGACAAGGAAAAUGGAAAAACUCAGGAGAGCAAGACUGAAACUACAGAUUUGUUGAAACUUUUGAGGGUUGUAAUCCCUUAAAAUAGGCCAGAUAUUGAAUCAUUUCAUUGGGAAGGCCUAGAGGAUGCAAAUUCUACAGUAGAAUCCAUGAACAUCAACAGAAUAUCUAAAUAACUAUACUUACGUUUCUGAAAAUAUUAAAGAAAUUAGAAUGGAAAGAAAUCACAAGUUAUCUAUCCCAGUUAGUGCAGAAGAAGUGGAAUAUAGCACAAGCAAAGCAUUCAUAGGACCUAUUUACAAAAGUCCUGAGGAAAAUAAACGAGAUAAAAGAAAACAUCACACAAAAAAAGUCACUGGUGGACUGGAAAACAAACAAAGCCUUUCUUCUAAUAAACUGGAUAUAGAUAAUGAGUUAUCUCAGUUUUACAAAGAAAUUCAGGAGCUUGAGAGUGAAAAAGAAGAUUUGGAAGAUAAUUGCCAGGAAUUUAAACCCACUCAGGAACAAUUUGGUUUAUGUGAUCAAGGCCUUUACAAUGAAAACUUAAAAUCUGAUGAAGAAAAGAAAGAUACUUGGUUUAGUACUAUACAAUCACCUCCUGGUGUUGAGCAAUAUUUUAGUAAGGAGCCAGUUGGUUGGAAUACUGAAUAUGCAAUUAAUGGACCAGUAGAACCUACAUUUUUAAACAACCCAAUUCCUUCCUUUAGGCCCGAAUGGCAGUCAUUGGAACCCUCUUUAGUUCCUCAAGGCCUUUUUCCUCCUGGAUUUAAUUAUCAUUUAAAUGUUCAAAGAUUUAACCCCUCUCCAUCUCCACCACCAAAUGUUUUUCAUGCUCCAGAUGUUAAAUUAUGUGAAAUGUACAAUGGAUAUAAUGUAAACAGUCGCUACACAAAUUGGAAUUGUCCAGCAUUUGACCAGACUAACAGAUAUUCUGAUUGUGAUGGGAGUAAUAGUAGCACACAGGCCUCUAGAAAUGGAUGUAAUGAGCAAGAUGGACGAGACAGUAAUGGUUUCUGUGAAACAAGAGAAGAAUCUUGGGAAGACCCUUCUUUAUUCCAGAUGGAAAAAACAGACAGGCUUUUACACCAGGAGUUCCAUGAGGAAAAGCUAAAGAGGCUACUUAUCCUUUUAAGAGGUCUGCCUGGAUCAGGGAAAACAACACUGUCUCGUGUUCUUCUUGGUCAGAAUCGUGGUGGCAUUGUCUUCAGCACUGAUGACUACUUUCGGCAUCAAAAUGGGUACACAUAUAAUGUCAAACAACUUGGUGAUGCUCAUGACUGGAACCAGAGCAGAGCAAAGAAAGCUAUUGACCAGGGAAGAUCUCCAGUAAUAAUAGAUAACACUAAUACUCAAGCUUGGGAAAUGAAACCAUAUGUGGAAAUGGCUAUAGGCAAAGGAUAUCGAGUGGAGUUCCAUGAACCAGAAACGUGGUGGAAAUUUGAUCCUGAAGAAUUAGAAAAGAGGAAUAAACAUGGAGUGUCUCGUGAAAAGAUUGCUCAGAUGUUGGAUCACUAUGAAUUUAAAAUGUCCAUCUCUAUUGUAAUGAAUUCAGUGGAACCUCCACAUAGAAGGUCUGAGAGGCUUCGAAGACAGAGGUGGGGAGGCUGUCUAGACUCAUGGAAUCACUUUGAUGUUGCAAAAUAACUAAUAUUCAGUUUGCUUUCA
Molecule: messenger RNA, 1798 nt
Organism: Gracilinanus agilis (Agile Gracile Mouse Opossum)
Lineage: Eukaryota; Metazoa; Chordata; Mammalia; Didelphimorphia; Didelphidae
Product: NEDD4-binding protein 2-like 2
Exons: 1
Coding region: 347-1777 (476 amino acids)
Biological process (GO): negative regulation of transcription by RNA polymerase II
Cellular component (GO): nucleus
Molecular function (GO): transcription corepressor activity
Source: RefSeq, a predicted model, not a curated record